This is a messenger RNA of Helicoverpa armigera (cotton bollworm), 2698 nucleotides long. RefSeq lists its product as uncharacterized. NCBI's taxonomy places the organism in Eukaryota, Metazoa, Arthropoda, Insecta, Lepidoptera, Noctuidae. The record is from RefSeq and is a predicted model, not a curated record. The transcript has 13 exons. The coding region runs from base 221 to 1918 and encodes 565 amino acids.
UAUGCAUUCUUUGACUAUCGACUGGUCUGUGUCGUAUUGUUGUGAAUAUAAUUAAAUUGUGAACUAUCAUUGAGGAUAAAGUACCGCUAAUCGUUAUUAUUUGUUGUUUAGUUUAAUCUUUACUCAUAAGUUUACAUUUGUAAUCAUUAACCAAUUAAUAAUUCUUAAAUAUCAGCUUUUUCCGAUAAGGUUCUCGCUAUUAGUAAAUAAAUAAUACAAAAUGCCUAGAAAAAGGCAGAAACUACAGACAAUGGAUUUAACUAAGUCCUUUCAAAGUUUUGCCUGGUGCAAACCCGAGUGGUGUUUCCCAAGCAUGAGUAAGGAGACCAAUGAGCUGCUGCGUCAGUGUUCUGAAGUCACACCAGAUGAGCAGGGGGACGAUGUGGAUGAAGUCAUUGCUAAGAGCAAGGCGUUCCCUAUAUCCUUUCCUAUUGAGACUGUCAGAUUAGAGAAGCUCAAAGUACGUCGGCCUAUAGAGAAACUGAAGAAGAAUAUAGCGUCAACAUACCCACUCAUACAUGAGAGAGUAUUACUACUCAUGACUCAUUUUCUUAUAUACAAGAGAGAGUUCGGCAGCAGUAUAGAGAAGGAACUUUACAAAGAUAUGAGCGUGCCACAACUAAUAGACAGGAUUUUGAAGAAACGCGCCAUCACAUUCAUGGGUCAAGCUGACAAGUAUCUACUGAUUACUGGAGAAAAAGGAUCUUUGUUGAGCGGUCUCUCGCCGCAGGAAAAGAAGCAGGUUCGAGCCAAACGGUUCAGAGGUUCCGAAGGUUGGGAGAGCGUAGGCACAGUGAACCAGCGUCCCCCCCUCAUUUUGGAGAACUGCCUCAGCUAUGACGAGAUGAAACUAUCAGCUAUGGUCUUUGUCAGUGGGUAUACUGAGUGUAUCAACGACGGGGAGAGGAAGAACUCGGGCGUCGUCUGCGAGGAAACCGCUGAGCCGGACGCCGUUAUUAUUGGCUGCAUAGGUCCUCGUUUCCAGCGUGAUUUCCGCAUGGAUUACGAGGACAUCCUCAUCACUGAGGAGCAGAACGUUCCAGAACAUGGGUAUGGUGAGGAGGUGACUCCUACCACCUGUCUUAACGUACUGAAGAACACGUAUGUCAGGAAUAAUACUUCUGCUAAGCAUAUGUGGAGGCAGAUGUGGUCGGAGUUUUAUCAGGUACACAGCUACACAUACGACGAGCUAACAUCCUACGUAGAUUCGGCCGUCCAUCGCGACGCACAACGCAAGUACACCGAGCGGUACGUGCGUCUGCCUCGAGCCGGCUGUGUGUUCGACAACGAGGUGUACUACAAGCGCCUCGCUGUGCUCACUGACACUGUGCUCGUAGAAGCCGAUGAGAGGGCCCAGGAAGUCAAUAAGAUGGCCUUCGUCAAUGUUAUUGGCUAUGGUCUAGGCGUAUGGAAGAUAUCCAAACACCAAGUAGACGUAUUCGUUCUAUCAGUAUGUUCCCGGGUGAAGCAGUUGUUACGUCGCGAGCUAUUACAACACGUGUCUGAUGUCAACUUCGCUUAUAUUACACCCAGCGAUCCCGUGCUAGCAAUGUUCACAAACACAUCGGGUUCCGGGCCUGAUGCAGUGUAUAAAGUAUUCUUCGAGAGCAAAAAACAUCCGAGAGGUGGUAUUAACGUACAAAUAAAACGUCGUGAGCCAUCAUCUCGGCUGCAAGGUGAUGAUGAAGGGAAGCUACUCGUCAUGACGUAUCCUUGGGACGGGAAUGCACAUCCAGGGAAUGAGUUCUGGCUAGGCAGCUUAACAGGUUCAGGCGACCCGGCGGCGGCCUGCUCCACACAAGUGUCAGAGCUUCACAACGCACAUAUCAACCGAAGCGUUAACGCUAACAACACGCGAGUAGCCACCAGACAGGGACUUCGGAAUCUAUCACAGUAUACGCAGUUACAACCUGCAUAGGAACUUAUAAAUGUAUGAAAUGAUUAAAGAAAAAUAAUAAAAAAAAGUCCAAUGUACUUUAAUCCGAUUCGCAGUUUAGUCGAAUUCGCAAACAGCCUAAUUUGCAGUUAGUUCAAUUCGCAUUUGAUCUUUACUAGUGAAUUGAACUAAUUGUGCCGUAAAGCCUAGGUGCCACGCAAUGUUGUUUCCUUGCCUAUAAUAGAAAAAUAUUGCCAGCAUUUUAACAAAUUUUCCGCCGCUAUUUGAACGCGACAACGUGCGAAAAGCAUAUAAUUAUUUAAAUACGAUUCAAUUUUGUCCACUUUUAAUAUGACUAUUCAUUCGAUUCAAUGUUUAAAAAGUCACAUUUGGUCCAAUUCGAAGUUAGUAUAAUUCGCAGUCGGCCCAUUGACGCAGUAUCAUAAGAUCAUAAGUAGAUCAUAAGUGACUGUGGUACUGAUGUUACAGCAUAAUCUGUAAAUUAUAAUUUUUAUUUGUUUUCAAAACUGUGUCUAUGGGAAAAUAGAUAGUAACAGACUUUUUGUUGCCAAAUUCUCGCCAGUAUUAUAUUGUAUUCGAAAUUGUUAUAACCAUUUAAAUAAUCUAAUUUGAUAAUAAAUGUAAAAAAAAAUACAUAGACUGGUCUUAUAGAGACUCAAUUAUUUUUGCAACAAAAUACAAUAAAUUAUCGAAUUUUCCAAAAUCGGCCUAUAAUAAAUUCCUGCAUACAACUUUAAGAAUCUUUGCUUAAAAUUAUAAAUGUGACUUUUUUUUGUCGGGUUUUCAAGCCAAAAUUAUUGA